GGAAAGGGAGGCUGCCUGGGCCUGCCCUGAGGAUCGAGCCCGAGGGGACAGAUGUAGAGAAUGCUCGUAGGCUCCCCUCCCUGGUUCCUCCGACCUCCCUGGGCUUGGGAUUCCUGAUUAGGGAAGCUUGGCUGGCUCCAGUCACCCUCUCCCCUGUGCUGGCCUUGCUGAGAUGGGCCCCAGGCAGGCCCUAGGCGGCAGGAAAGAGACUCCUCACAUGACUCGGCGGAAUCCUCCUGCUCCCCCUUCCCACGCUGCAUGCUCCAGACGGCGCAGCAGAAAUGCAGAGGAAUCGGGGCCUAGCAUGGGCUAGAAGGGUCCUGCUGCUCAGCAUCGUCGGGACCAUGGGACCCCUGCCCUCCCCGGGAGCCUCCCUGCCUCAGCGUCUCCCAAGGGCCACAGGAAAUAGCACCCAGUGUGUUCUGUCUCCUUCAUCCGAGUUUCCCGAAGGGUUUUUCACGCAACAGGAGCGUGCAGACGGGGGCGUCGUUAUCUACUUCCUCAUCAUCCUUUACAUGUUCCUGGCCGUGUCGAUUGUCUGUGACGAGUACUUUUUGCCCUCCCUGGAAAUCAUCAGUGAAUCCCUUGGAUUAUCUCAGGAUGUUGCAGGUGCAACUUUCAUGGCAGCGGGUAGCUCAGCUCCUGAAUUAGUUACUGCUUUUCUAGGUGUAUUUAUCACAAAAGGAGACAUCGGCAUUAGCACCAUUCUCGGAUCUGCAAUUUACAAUCUCCUUGGCAUCUGCGCAGCCUGUGGCUUGCUCUCUAACAUGGCCUCACCACUGUCCUGCUGGCCUCUAUUCAGAGACUGCACAGCAUACACCGUGAGUGCAGCAGCGGUUUUUGCUGUAAUAUUUGACAACCAAGUUUACUGGUAUGAAGGGAGUUUACUACUUUUGAUAUAUGGACUCUACGUUCUGGUGCUGUGUUUUGACGUUAAAAUUCAGCAAUGCGUUGUAAGGAAGUGCAGUCCCUGCUGCACCUGUCUUGUCCAAGCUAUGGAGGAGAGAAGCGAGCAGGUACCGAUGGAAUGGGAAGAUGAGGGUCAGCCGUUCAUUCGCCGGCAGUCAAGAACCGACAGUGGGAUAUUUCACGAGGACUCUGGCUACUCCCAGCUCUCCCUAAGUUUACAUGGUCUCAGUCAAGCGUCUGAAGACCCACCAAGUGUUUUCCAUGUGCCUGAAGCAGACUUUAGAAGAAUUUUUUGGGUAUUAUCCCUUCCUAUCAUUACAUUACUUUUUCUAACAACACCAGAUUGUCGAAGAAUGUUUUGGAAAAAAUACUACAUAAUAACCUUUUUCAUGUCUGCACUAUGGAUAUCUGCAUUUACAUAUGUCCUGGUUUGGAUGGUCACUAUAACUGGCGAAACGCUGCAGAUCCCGGACACAGUGAUGGGCCUCACUCUGUUAGCAGCAGGAACCAGCAUUCCAGACACCGUCGCAAGCGUGCUGGUGGCCAGAAAAGGGAAAGGCGACAUGGCUAUGUCUAACAUCGUAGGAUCCAACGUGUUUGAUAUGCUAUGCUUAGGCGUUCCCUGGCUCAUUCAAACUGCAUUCAUAAACACAUCAGCUCCUGUAGGAGUGAACAGCAGAGGACUCACUUACAUCACUGUCGCCCUCAACUUUUCAAUUCUUUUUCUCUUCCUAGCAGUUCACUUUAAUGGCUGGAAACUGGACAGAAAGUUGGGAGCAGGCUGCCUGUUACUGUACGUGGGGCUCGCUACACUAUCAGUUCUAUAUGAACUUGGAAUUAUUGGCAAUAAUAAAAUAAAGGGUUGUGGAGGCUGAUUUUAUUAACAGUGCUAUGUGAAAAAUGUGAAUGGGAGAACAUGGAAAAAUCCCUUUCUUCAUUUAAAUCAAAUAAAAAACAUCCUGAACUUUA
Molecule: messenger RNA, 1878 nt
Organism: Chinchilla lanigera (long-tailed chinchilla)
Lineage: Eukaryota; Metazoa; Chordata; Mammalia; Rodentia; Chinchillidae
Gene: Slc24a5
Product: solute carrier family 24 (sodium/potassium/calcium exchanger), member 5
Exons: 9
Coding region: 282-1784 (500 amino acids)
Biological process (GO): intracellular calcium ion homeostasis; melanocyte differentiation; calcium ion transmembrane transport
Cellular component (GO): membrane
Molecular function (GO): calcium channel activity; calcium, potassium:sodium antiporter activity
Source: RefSeq, a predicted model, not a curated record